AUGCCUGGAUCGAACAACGAUAUAAACGUGAUGGAUAGGUCUCCAUUGUUUUCCAAUUAUUACAAUGGAAAAACUCCUCCAGUUCAAUUCGAAGUCAAUGGUCGUACCUAUAAUACUGGCUAUUACUUAGCAGACGGAAUAUAUCCUCCACUCGCAACGCUGGUUCAAACAAUAUCAUCACCAGUGGGUUUGAAGCGCAAGUAUUUUGCAGAUAAGCAAGAAUCGGCCAGAAAGGAUGUCGAAAGGGCGUUUGGAGCGUUAAUGGGACGAUUCGCUAUACUUACAAAUCCGGCUCGGCUAUGGAAUAAGAAUGAUUUGAAAUCCAUUAUGCGUGCUUAUAUAAUACUUCACAAUAUGAUUAUCGAAGAUGAAUCAUAUAAUAAUUCGACAUGUGACAUCUUUGAAGAAGCAGAUCAUUUCCUUCAAGCAGAAAUGUUACCAAUGGAUUCAGAAGCAGAUAACUUCACAACGUUCCUCAAUCGAUACAAGAAAGUUCACAACAAGCAUCUUCAUUAUCAACUCCAGAACGACCUUGUCGAGCAUCUAUGGAAUGUGAAGGGAAACGAAGAUUAGUUUUCCAACAGAUAAUUUAAUCAGGUUUUUCUCUACUUAUAUCUAUAUAGAAAUAUAUAAAGUUUCCAACACCAGUGUUAUAGCUAAACAUUCUCUUCCGAAUAGCUUUCAUCCAAAUACUCGACAAUCCUAUCUGGAUCAUAGUCCGCUGCAUUCUCUUCAAUCGAAACAUCGUCGUUAGGCA
Molecule: messenger RNA, 757 nt
Organism: Armigeres subalbatus
Lineage: Eukaryota; Metazoa; Arthropoda; Insecta; Diptera; Culicidae
Exons: 2
Coding region: 1-573 (190 amino acids)
Source: RefSeq, a predicted model, not a curated record